Symsagittifera roscoffensis is the source of this 2544-nucleotide messenger RNA. RefSeq names its product probable leucine--tRNA ligase, mitochondrial. Gene Ontology annotation, molecular function: ATP binding; leucine-tRNA ligase activity. The transcript is spliced from 4 exons. The record is from RefSeq and is a predicted model, not a curated record. Lineage: Eukaryota; Metazoa; Xenacoelomorpha; Acoela; Convolutidae. Gene Ontology annotation, biological process: mitochondrial translation; leucyl-tRNA aminoacylation. The coding region runs from base 14 to 2389 and encodes 791 amino acids. Gene Ontology annotation, cellular component: mitochondrion.
UAAUGCUAGCAGAAUGUGGCUAAAGCAUGUUUGUUUUCGUAUUACACAUGCGGUCAAUCCAAAUUCAUGCACCAGGUUUUAUCAGCUGAGAUCAGUGUACAGACAAACUAAUUAUUGGCCUCCUGAUAGGGAAAAUGAUGGUUAUACGGAUGAGACUCGAAAUGAAGUAGAGAAAUAUUGGAGCGAGGAGCUGCAAAAAUACAUGAGGAGAUAUCAUGAUAAAGUUAAAAACAAAGACAAAACGCUGCCUAAAUGUUACUGCUUGUCUAUGUUUCCGUACCCAUCCGGUAAUUUACACAUGGGUCACGUGAGAGUGUACACGUUGAGUAAUCUGUUCGCCCAGCUCUACCGCAUGAAGGGCUAUGACGUCAUCCACCCCAUAGGAUGGGAUGCAUUUGGACUGCCUGCAGAGAAUGCUGCCAUUGAAAGAGGUAUCGACACAGCCACCUGGACUAGAACCAACAUUGACUCCAUGCACUCUCAGCUGGACAGGCUGGACCUUCUCUUGGAUUGGGACAGUGAGGUUGUUACUAGUGAUCCCAAGUACUAUAAGUGGACUCAGUGGCUGUUUCUCCAGCUGUACCAAUAUGGCCUGGCUUAUCAGGCCAAUGCCACUGUCAACUGGGAUCCAGUUGACAAGACAGUUCUAGCCAAUGAACAGGUCGACGAACAAGGCAAGUCCUGGAGAUCGGGAGCAACAGUUGAGAAACGUCGUCUCAAGCAGUGGUUCCUCGGAGUAUCACGUUUCUCUAAAUCUCUCCUUGAAGGCUUGAGUAAUCUAAAGUUGUGGCCGAAACACGUUAAGGAACUACAGCGACAGUGGAUUGGGAAAGAGUUGGGUGUUACAUUUGUAUGCGAUGUAGUUAACUCGUCCAAUGAGUUGGUUGAUACCCUCUCAGUUUUCUCUUUAGACCCAGAAAAGGUCAAACACUCCACUUGUGUGUUUGCGCACAUUGAUAGCUUUUUACAUGGAGAAGAGGCGCUCUAUGUUAAGAAUCCAAUGUCUGGAAAAACAAUGAGUGUACGUGUUUUCGAUACGAAAAAUUUUGCAGAUAGCGGUAAAGUUUUUUUCGAAACGGAUCAGACAAAAAAAGUUUCACAUGAAAACCAAUACAAUGUUAAUUCGAAUAAAUUGCAAGAGUUUGUUGACUCAAAUAUCAGUAAAAGUUGUUUUGUAUCUACGAGUCGAGUGCACGAUUGGCUGAUUUCGAGGCAGCGAUUUUGGGGUGCACCGAUACCUGUUGUACAUUGCGAUGAUUGUGGGACAAUUCCAGUGGCUGAAAAAGAUCUCCCAGUUUCACUGCCAGACAGACAGCCAGACAAAAGCGCUUUGAGUGAUUAUCAAGAUUGGCUGGAAACGGAGUGUCCAAAGUGUGGUAAAUUAGCCAAGCGUGAAUGCGACACGAUGGAUACUUUUGUAGAUUCAUCAUGGUACUUUUUACGCUACUUGGAUUCAAAUAACGAAAAGAUGAUUUAUAAUCCGAUCAAAGAGAGCAAGUUCAUGCCUGUUGAUUUAUACGUUGGAGGCAUAGAACAUGCAAGAAUGCAUCUACUGUACGCCAGAUUCAUAAUGCAUGUGUUUUACGAUUCGAAGCUAGUGUCGAGCAAAGAACCGUUUUCUAAUUUACUGUGCCAGGGACUAAUGUUAAGCCAGUCAUUUAAACUAGAAGGAUCAGGGCAGUACGUUGUACCAGAAUCAGUUACCGCAAAAGAUACUUCGAAAGAUUUGAUACAUACAAAAACUGGACAAAAAGUUGUGACGCAGUACGAAAAAAUGAGUAAGUCAAAGUACAAUGGUAUAAACCCUGACGAUUUGGUGAGACAAUACGGGUCGGAUACUGUAAAGUGCUACGUUCUUGACAAUAUAAACCCGACGAAAGAAAUUUUCUACAAUCCCAGAAAUCUGAUGGGCGUGAUUCGAUGGAGAAAUAGGCUGUGGAUUUUGGUUACAAAUUUCAUAAAUCACCAUUCAUCGGAGGAAAAUACUCGUUAUGUGCAGUCAAAAAAAGAAACUUCAGUUGAGCAUUUGUGGAAACAAAGAAAUAAAGCGGUUUUGUCCUAUGAAAAUAUGAAUUGUUUUGAAGUUGCCGACUUGCGACCUGAUAAGACUUUGAGGCAGACACAAGCUUUGACAAAUAUGUUGAAAACUUUUGACCCGUCUUAUUACGGAAACUUGAUAUUUCAAAGAAGCUUACUUGAUUUGGUUAUCAUGGUUGCUCCUUUUAUGCCACUUGUUUGCUCAGAACUUUGGUCAGGAUUGUCCGAUCACGUGGGACUAGAAGUGAAAAGCAUGAAAUGCUAUGAUUUCAAGAAAAGUGUGCUAGAACAGAAAUGGCCUGAAAAAGCAGACGGGUCUGAGUUAAACAUAGAAAUAAAUAAAAAUGUAUAAUUUGUAAAAAUGAAGCCUUGUUUCUUGCAGAAAUCUAUCACUGAAAACUGAGUAUUCGUUUUUUUUACUUCCUCGAAAACAGCAGUUUAAAAUCAAUAUUAACGUCAUUCAUAUUAAAAUGUUCCCAAGUUUCAUGGAAGUGGCAUUAUGCAAUC